This is a messenger RNA of Fusarium verticillioides 7600, 2922 nucleotides long. RefSeq lists its product as hypothetical. The record is from RefSeq and is a predicted model, not a curated record. Gene Ontology annotation, molecular function: protein binding; aspartic-type endopeptidase activity. The transcript has 3 exons. Gene Ontology annotation, biological process: proteolysis. Lineage: Eukaryota; Fungi; Ascomycota; Sordariomycetes; Hypocreales; Nectriaceae. The coding region runs from base 1193 to 2527 and encodes 444 amino acids.
AUUUUAUUGCGUCCUCUUCCACUGUCACAACUCCAUGACCUAUAGAGCGCUCUGUCCCCUUUGCCUGGCUGCAUGAAGAGCACUCAUUCGUCAUCAUCAAUGGCGCCUGGUUUCUCCGCAUUCGUGUCCGAACCGAACUGCACUAUAGUCAGCAUCCAUAGGCUUCCGUCGGCUUCCAGCAGUUACGUGGUCCUUGAUUAUGAGCGAGCGUGCGUGCGUAUGUGCAGCUGUGCCUAGCGGUGCAUGAGGGAUACAAUGCAAGCCCGCGCUGACUGCGAAAACAGGAAAAUAUCUGUCCAGAAGGAUUGAGAUGGGGGUUUUUGAGGUAACCGUAAGAGAAACUUGAAUAUCCAUGUCAAGAUUGCUCUUAUUAUAUGGAACUUGGUUGGCUGAUAGCCCUCUUGGCCCGAGCUACGGUAGGGCAGAAUGGAGGGGUGCAAUAUGAUGUAAGUCGAUGACUGGUACUGUUACAGGUACGAUGAACCGCAAAGCAACUGUAUGCCUGUACCGUUACCCUGUGUUCUUCCUCAAUUGGGGUAAGCUAUAAAAAAGACUCCUUGCUCUUAUGACAAGAUAUGAAACCAGUGCAAAGCUGAGUGAUCCCUAUAAUUCUUGCCGCCGUCUAGGUACUGUAGGUAUUGCCCUUUAUUGAUCAAGCGGCAUAACUACCUACCCCUCCGGCGGAACCUAAGCGGCAGCGGAAACGGCCCCUCCUAUAGCUCCAACGUUUAGGUUAGUACUGUAGCCAGUAGCUUGCUUAGAACUUUAUGUGCAACUGCUUGCACCAGCCUGCACCUGCAUCUAUCUCCAUCUUCAUCUGUUCUUUCUUCUCCGAUCGUUUUUUUACACCAACCAACCUCGUGCACUAAACUCACAAUCUUUUUCACUUCAAUAUUCUUCAACUAAUCGCUAACCACGUCAACUUGCUUUUCUUAGGCACUUUGGGCUCCUAUUUUUGAAGAUCCCUAGUGGGUACCUCACCUCAGGAGCUGUUACAGUCUUGUGCUUAGGUAGCUAGUUGUCUGGGCUUUCUUUUCUUAGCCACCCUCGUGGCCACGCCUACUCCUCUCUUCUCACGACCAGCCACUUUCUCGAGAGCCCUCGACGACUUUCUUUCGUCCUCUCUGGCCAAAACUUAAACAUCUCAAACAUACUCACGGAAAAUAUCAGACGAACAACAACAGACACCACAAUGCGCAUCACCCUUAACAUAUUUAACCCCCAGGCUGGGGAGCAGGAUAGCCUGCUCAUCCUCGAGAUCUUUCCCGACAUGACACUCGCUACCCUUCGCGAGUCUAUUCAGGCAGAAUCGACUGUUCCUCCAACCUCGCAGCACAUCUACCACAACGGCCGCCUAAUUUCGGAUGAUACCCAGACCAUGGAGCAGCUGCAGAUUGUGGAUGGAGAGAUGCUGGCCGUGCACGUCAGGGAUAUGCGAGGAAGCACUGGUGUACCCGAACAACCUCGACGCCCUCAGCCUAGGAGACCGGCUCAGAACGAACAGGACCCUGAGCUCAUCCGCCUUCAGAUUCUUGGCCAGCCUGCCCUGAGACAACAGCUCCAGUCACAACACCCAGAACUGGCUGCUGCAGUUGACAACCCUGCUCGUUUUGCACAAAUCUUCCGUGACAGCCAGAAUCGAGAGCAACGAGAGCGUCAGGAACGACAGCGGGAGAUCGAGAGACUGAACGAUGACCCUUUCAACGUUGAGAACCAGCGAAAGAUCGAGGAGAUGAUUCGACAGGAGCGAGUCAUGGAGAACUUGCAAAACGCCAUGGAACACAACCCCGAAGUUUUCGGAAGAGUUCACAUGCUCUACGUUGAUGUAGAGGUAAAUGGUCACCCAGUCAAGGCGUUUGUUGACUCCGGUGCUCAAGCCACCAUCAUGUCGCCCUCUUGUGCUGAGGCCUGUGGCAUAAUGAGACUGAUCGAUACUCGAUUUGCUGGUGUAGCUCACGGUGUCGGAACAGCAAGAAUUAUCGGCCGUGUUCAUUCCGCCCAGAUCAAAAUUGGAAACCUGUUCCUCCCCUGCAGCUUUACUGUCAUGGAGGGCCGAUCAGUUGACCUUUUGCUCGGUCUCGACAUGCUGAAACGACACCAAGCGACUAUUGAUCUGGCUAGAGACAAGCUCAUUAUCCAAGGUGAAAUGAUUCCCUUUUUGGGAGAGGCUGAGAUCCCCAAGGCGGAAGAGGAGGAGGCUGCACAAGAGCCAACUUUGCCUGGUCCCGAUGGCACAGCAAUCGGACAACGUACCGGAGCCGUUGUGCCUCCUGGCCAGCACCAACAGCAGAUCCCUGCCAGACCGCAAGCCGCUCAGUCUGCACCAUCCCCUGCUGCAGCUGCAGCUCCCGCCCCCUCCGCACCCCAAGCGCCUCCUGCUGCACAGACUGCUCCAACAACAGCAAACAUCUCGCCACAAGCAAUCGAGAGCCUUAUCUCGAUGGGUGCCACUCGGGAGCAAGCCAUCCAGGCCCUCCAGGCCGCAGAAGGCGACCCGGAUGUUGCUGCUGGGUUGAUUUUCUUCUAGGGACAUGGAGGCAACACGCUGGAUGGUGACAGGGAACGAUGAAGAAAAAAAACACAAUGAAUAAAGUGGAGGAUCAUAAUGAUAGAUGAGUAUCCAACUCUCGUGUUUUAGUGAGCGGAUAGAAAGAUUUCAUGUCUACAAAUGGGAUGGGAUGGUUAAGGAACAGGUACGACCAUUUCGCUAUAAUGCGGCACGACACAUUGGAGUACUCAAGAUAUAAGGUUCAAACGUAGUUAUGAAGUACAAAUUGCUCAUUAGCUUUUGGUGCGGGUAUUGUUCGUCGCAGGAACUAACUUAAUCUAUGAAAACCCUCCCCCUCUCUCUUUGCUGGUUGUCUUUACCGGAUCUUGUAGACGCAAGGCUUCAGGACAGAAGCCUCGUUAACUUCAGGCUGC